AUGGCUUCCCAGAGAAGCGCAUCAGGUGCCUUACCGCCAGAUAAUUCCUUGGCCGGGAAUGGAGAGGGGGAUGAUUCAAAUCUUAUAGUAGAAGAUAGAGACGACGAAGAAGAGGAAGAAAAUGCAGAUGAUGAUUAUGCCGACGAGCAGGAUGAGGAUGAUGAGAUUGAUGAUGAUGACGAAGAUGACGAUGACGAUGAAGUUGGUUUUGAUGUGCAAGUUGAAAUUGAGGACGAUGAAGACGAAGGUGCCACCGCAGUCGAUCAUACUACACGAACAAGAUAUCUUCUACGGGUCUUAGCCGCCCAUCCAGAUGUUCGAAAUAUUAUACGCUUUACCACUGACCUCGACGAGGACGAGCUCGCUUUGUGGCCACGAAGGCGUAGGAGAAGUACAACCGAUCCAAAUAGGUUCCCUAAAGUGCCAAGCAUUGUUGGGGAAGAACUAAUGGCGUCGGGUGAUUUUGGAUCCAAUGAUGCACAAACUCCAGGCAGAGAUGAUCAUAUUAGGGGCCGAAAGCGUUUGGCAAGAAGAAUAUUAGACCGAGAAAUAGCAUCAGGGAACUUUGCAGCCCAGGUGAUAAAUCGGAAAACAAUGGCACAAGAAAUGUUACCAUCUUCGAAUGCCGAUACCAUAAUCAAUUACGAUGAGCCCGUUUAUUCAGGUCAAUUUUCGGAUGACGGCAACUUCUUCUUUGCCGUCACCAAGGAUUUCAAAGUCCGCAUGUAUGAUACAUCCAACCCUUAUAAGUGGCGGUACUAUAAGACUGUAAGCUACCCUUAUGGGCAAUGGACCCUUACUGAUGCUUCACUGAGCCCUGACAACAAAUAUCUCGCUUACACCUCCAUACGUAGCACUGUUUGUCUCGCUCCGACAGAUCCAAAUGAUAUGGGAGAUCCCUAUAAUCUGGAGCUCGGUGAUCCUGCCACUAGUUUCCGAAAUCCUAGGCUCGAUCGGCGAGGGUCAUUUGGUAUUUGGUCGAUUCGAUUUUCUGGUGACGGACGUGAGCUUGUUGCUGGAACCACAGGCGGUUCCAUUGUUGUAUAUGACAUAGAAAGUCGUCGUCCACUUCAUAGGAUAUUUGGGCAUGAUGAAGAUGUCAAUGCAGUAUGUUUUGCCGACAAGUCAUCGCCUCACAUUCUUUACUCUGGAUCAGAUGAUACAACUAUCAAGGUGUGGGAUACCAGGAGUAUGGGCGAUAGUCGAGAAGCGGGUGCAUUUAUUGGUCAUAUUGAGGGGUUAACGUAUCUCGAUAGCAAAGGAGACGGUCGCUAUAUCCUCAGCAAUGGUAAGGACCAGAGCAUGAAGCUAUGGGACUUGCGUAUGGUCAUGAGUUCGGCUCAAUUUUCCAACAUCAGGGCAAAUGAACGUCGCCCCGGAACAAACUUUGAUUAUCGAUGGGGACGUUAUGAUGAAGAUGAUUGGUACCACGAUAAAAAUGAUAAUUCUUUGGUCACAUUCAGAGGCCAUAGGGUAAUGCGGACUCUGAUUAGAUGUCAUUUCUCUCCGCCUGGAAGUACUAAUUCAAGAUAUGUCUAUUCUGGAAGUGAAGACGGGAAAGUGUACAUAUGGAAUAUGGACGCAACGCUUGCGGGCAAAGUCGAUGUUUUCCAGGCAACGAAGAAUACAAGGCCGCCCCCACCUGGUCAAUGGCACGGGGGGUGGCAUGGAGGAUGGCGUGACGAUAUAGAUGAAGUAAAUAGUCCGAGGUGGAAAACAGUAGUUAGAGAUGCUAGUUGGCAUCCCACUGCUCCCAUGAUCGCUGCAUCUGCGUGGAACGGUUAUGGUACUGAGCAGGGCACCGUCACCACCCAUUCUUGGAAUGAGGGUGCUGAAGACGAUGAAGCCGAACCUAAAAUGGGAUUAAGGGUAAAUGCGAAGUUAGAACAUGAUUCUCACCUUUACCCAGCCCACUCAGGCCGCAACGAAAGAAUUCGAAAUCUCAACAGUCUCUUGCCGAAUGCUGAUGACGAUGAAGACGACGAUGACGAUUAG
Molecule: messenger RNA, 1995 nt
Organism: Botrytis sinoallii
Lineage: Eukaryota; Fungi; Ascomycota; Leotiomycetes; Helotiales; Sclerotiniaceae
Exons: 7
Coding region: 1-1995 (664 amino acids)
Biological process (GO): proteasome-mediated ubiquitin-dependent protein catabolic process
Cellular component (GO): Cul4-RING E3 ubiquitin ligase complex
Molecular function (GO): protein binding
Source: RefSeq, a predicted model, not a curated record